CCCUCAGCAAGGAAGGAGUGUGUAGGCUCCAGAAUCAGUGCUGGUAUGAGAAAGAAGCCUGAGCCCAGCCAGUAGGUGGUAGGUUUCUCCUCCUGGUGUCAUUGGUGUCAUUGCUGCAGCCUCUGGAGCCUGGUCCCCAGUUUUCCUCAGUUGCUUCUCCCCAGCGCUAAAUCGCCUGCAAGACAGCAAAGCUGCUGCAGAAGUUGCCGGGCAUAAGACUCUGGAGGCAUUGGCUCAAUAACUUUUCACGUCAUUUUCUGCUCGGAAGCCCCCUUCUCGCCUCUCCGCGCAGCCUUUCCCACGGCAAAUCACCAGUGCUCAUGGGGCAAGGAAAGAGGAGCUUGCAGCACUGAGCAGAACCGGACUAAAGCCCGUGAUGUCCGGCACCAAAUUGGAGGACUUCCUCCCUAGUCGCAACUGGUCAUCUGCUUUGGAGCUGAAUGAAACUCAAGAGCCCUUUUUAACCCCCACGGAGUAUGACGACGAGGAAUUCCUUCGGUACCUGUGGAGGGUAUACCUACACCCGAAAGAAUAUGAGUGGGUCCUGAUCGCUGGGUACAUCAUCGUGUUCGUGGUGGCUCUUAUUGGGAACGUCCUGGUUUGUGUAGCAGUUUGGAAGAACCAUCAUAUGAGAACUGUAACCAACUACUUCAUAGUCAACCUUUCUCUGGCUGAUGUGCUUGUAACCAUCACCUGCCUUCCAGCAACCUUGGUUGUGGAUAUCACUGAGACUUGGUUCUUUGGAGAGGCCCUCUGCAAAGUGGUCCCUUAUUUACAGACAGUGUCAGUAUCUGUAUCUGUCCUCACACUGAGCUGCAUUGCCUUGGAUAGAUGGUAUGCAAUAUGUCACCCUCUGAUGUUUAAGAGCACAGCCAAACGGGCCCGCAAGAGCAUUGUCAUCAUUUGGAUUGUCUCCUGCAUUAUAAUGAUUCCUCAAGCCAUUGUUAUGGAGCGCAAAGCUAUGGUUCCUGACAUAGUCAAUAAAACAAUUCUCUUCACAGUUUGUGAGGAACAUUGGAGUGGUGAGAUUUACCCCAAGAUGUAUCACAUCUGUUUCUUUCUGGUCACGUAUAUUGCACCACUAUGUCUUAUGGUGUUGGCCUAUCUGCAAAUAUUUCGCAAAUUAUGGUGCCGACAGAUCCCUGGAACAUCAUCUGUAGUUCAGAGAAAAUGGAAGCCUCUACAGUCUGUUUCACAGCCUCGAGGGCCUGGACAGCAGACCAAGUCCAGGAUUAGUGCUGUGGCUGCUGAAAUAAAGCAGAUCCGAGCCAGACGGAAAACAGCCCGGAUGCUGAUGGUUGUGCUUUUGGUGUUUGCAAUUUGCUAUCUGCCAAUUAGCAUCCUGAAUGUGCUAAAGAGAGUAUUUGGUAUGUUUACUCACACCGAAGACAGACAGACUUUAUAUGCCUGGUUUACAUUUUCACAUUGGCUUGUGUAUGCCAAUAGUGCUGCGAACCCAAUUAUUUACAAUUUUCUCAGUGGAAAAUUUCGAGAGGAAUUUAAAGCUGCAUUUUCUUGCUGUUGCUUUGGAGUUCAUCAUCGUCAGGAAGAUCAUCUCACCAGGGGAAGGACAAGCACAGAAAGUAGGAAGUCUCUGACUACCCAGAUCAGCAACUUUGAUAAUAUUUCAAAACUCUCUGAGCAAGUUGUGCUCACCAGUAUAAGCACACUCCCUGCAGUCAAUGGAGCAGCACCCCUUCAAAACUGGUAGAAUAUUUAUUCAAUUGACAAGACUACCUGAUUAAACUAUUCUUUUUUUUUAACUUAUGUACACUGAAAUUUUAUCACGCUAAUGAUCUAUAGCUAAGAUUAUUUUAUGGGCCUACUUUUU
Molecule: messenger RNA, 1831 nt
Organism: Erinaceus europaeus (western European hedgehog)
Lineage: Eukaryota; Metazoa; Chordata; Mammalia; Eulipotyphla; Erinaceidae
Gene: HCRTR2
Product: hypocretin receptor 2
Exons: 7
Coding region: 377-1711 (444 amino acids)
Biological process (GO): feeding behavior; circadian sleep/wake cycle process; G protein-coupled receptor signaling pathway
Cellular component (GO): membrane
Molecular function (GO): orexin receptor activity
Source: RefSeq, a predicted model, not a curated record